Messenger RNA from Pocillopora verrucosa, 6198 nucleotides. Lineage: Eukaryota; Metazoa; Cnidaria; Anthozoa; Scleractinia; Pocilloporidae. The record is from RefSeq and is a predicted model, not a curated record.
AUGGAAAUAUCAGGAACAGAGUGCCAAGCAACUUGUUUCAAAAACUCCUUUUACACAUUUUCGAAAAGCGGAAGAGAGAAUGUUUACAACUGGUUUGACUGCUUGUUCCAGGGAGGUUCCUUAGUCUCUAUCGAAACUGAAGAAGAAUGGCAAUUUAUCAGUCAUGAGAUUAAAAAGCGUGGUACUUGGAAUACUAGUGCAUGGCACAUUGGUUUAUGGAAGAGAGGCGGGGUUUGGAUUUGGAAGAGUGGAGAACAGCUGAAUAUUUCGAAAUGGCGAGAUUCUGAGCCAGAUGGUAACGACGAUUGCGCGGAAAUAUCCAGGAAUGGAGGCCUCUUUAGUGGUAUCCCUUGCUCUUAUAAAAACGCCUUCAUUUGCGAGAUGCCCGGAGAAUGCCCGAAUUUAACUUUUAAACACUCUUCGUACAUAAUUUCGUUAAGUGGAGAGUCCUGGCGCUCGAACAGAGGUGCUUGCCAAAGACAAGGAGGGGACCUAGUUUCCAUUGAAACCGAAGAGGAAUGGAAUUUCAUCAAUAACGAGAUUCAAAAGCGGAAUGCUGCGCACUAUCAAAAUAAAUGGAGUGUUGGUUUAAAAAAAAUUGCCGGAAAUUGGACCUGGGUGAGUGGAAGACCGCUGAUUAUUUGCAAAUGGGGACAAGGGGAGCCAAGUGGUAAAUACGACGCGGCUUUCAUAUACAAGCGGUCCAGUAAUGGCGAACGGGGCGUGUUUGGUAGUGCUGAUAGUAGAAUUAAGGAAAACUGGCUCGCUUUUGUUUGUGAGAUUUCGAAGAUUGGCAAAAGAAUUGACCUUGUGGCGGUCAUUUCCGGUGGCGCAGAAGUAACAAGAGGGCUCCUCAGAAACAUCACAUUGAAUGCUUCUCUGUCAUAUGACCCAGAAGUUGCACAUGGCAACCGAUUAGGAAUGAAAUUCACCUGGCAUUAUGGCAAAGUCGCAGGAAAUCCCUCCAGCAAAAAAACGGAGGCGAAAGUGGAGAAAGAUGUCUUCACGGCAGUAAACGAGUCUGCCAUUCAUUAUUAUGGAAAAGCAUCUGGCGAACAAAUUUCCUUAAACGCCAAAGCUUUGUCUGUUAAUCAGACCUACAUAGUUAAAUUGGUAGUGACCAAGGACAGUCGUAUUUCCACCGUUUAUCAGGUUAUCCAUUUGAUAGAAGGAGACCCCCCAGAAAUAUAUCAAAGAUGUUUCUUUAACUGUCAACCUAAAGUGAGUCCCUUGGUCAAACUUAGUAUCAAAUCACAAUGUCGCGGAUUACAGUGCUCUAAAAUAUCAUCCUAUAAGUGGAGGCUCUACCAGCAUUUCAAGCGAAACACCUCCUUUACUUGGCAAAGGAAACAUAAUUUACGACUCGUCACAAGUACACCGCUGAAUUCAAGUGACAUUGUUAUCAAAGGAGGUUCCCUUACUGGUGGAAAUAUGUACCGCUUGGCACUAUUCAUAACAAUUACGGACGGUUUAUGGGGAGUGAGUGCUUACGAUUUUUCUACCGCAAGACCCCCUACAGGUGGUAACUGCUCGAUCACUCCGCCAAGCGGCAUCUCACUGAAGACCGAUUUCAAUCUGAGCUGUAGCAACUGGAGAAGUGACAACACCCCUCUGUCGUACCUGUUUCAGUACAGGCUAGAGAACGGGUUGUACAGUGUGUUAUAUCGUGGCGUUAACAACAACAUAAGUACCUCAUGGAUACCACCUGGGAACAAUACAGAUAAUUUUACUGUCAAAGUUAUCGCUACAGUGACUGACAAUUUUGGAAUUUCUACCUCCCUAAUCUCUUUGACAGUUCAGAUCAAGCCAUCUCAGAACAGAAGCCUUCUAAUGGCAAAGGGCAGUACAUUUCAGAAAUUCAUCGAGAUCGGAAACCUGAAAGAAGCGGCGCUAAUAGCAAACUCAUUCCUGCGAUCAGUUUCACAAGAAACCUCAAUGGGUUUUCAGGAGAGAUACAAGGUUAUGAACUACAUCCUUGAAAACAUUUCGCCCUUGGACGCGAAAACUGCCACAGACCUUCUCCGAAAAUCUUCGGUUAUCGAUUCUGCUCUUCAGGUUCUGGAGGAAGUGCCCCACCAGUCUCUGGUAAGUGAAAAUUUCUCCUUAUCUGCUAUCAGUUCAAUGACGUCACUCCUAUGGUCUAUCGCCCAGAAACGAGACGUAGCAGACAUAUCGCUGACAAAGCAAUCAGCAGAAAACUUGGCUUCAUGUCUUAAUACCGUGUUGAAGGUAGCAGCAGUGACUGCAUCAGAAGACUCCAAGUCAAGUUUUCAACAACAGGGUAAACUACUGGUGAAGAUUUCAAUGAAGACCCUCGAGAAAGUUGCAGACUCAGUGUUGGCCUUGACAGUACCUGAUGAAAGAACGAUAUCAUUCACGGCAGGACAACUAUCCAUGACACUCGGAAGAUACAGCCUUCAUAGACUUUCAGGACUGAAAAUAAAAGCAGGAAAAGGCCGGUUUAUUUUACCGUCUAAAAGCCAAUUGUUACUCUCUGGAGUAAACAAAACAAGUUUUGUAAAUGUUCAGAUGCUCUCAUUUUCUUUCAACCCUUACACUUGGGACGGCACCAAGGAACGAGUUGGCUCUGAUGUUGUAAGCCUGCACUUGAAAAAUAAUGACAGCGAGCCUAUUAAAGUAUCGAAUCUCACGGAAGACAUUGUUAUCGUUACGCCUUUAAAACUUCAGAAAAUCUCUGCUUCAGAAAAGUCAUGGUAUUUCACAAAGAACGAUGAUCUACGUUUCCACGAGAUAAACGUCAAGUAUGAAAACACCCUGCUGAUGCUGGAAAUCAAACCUCAAGAUCCAACCGUACAUCUGUUUGUCUAUAUGCGUUUUGGUCAGCGACCGACAACUCAAAACUACGACUUCAAUGCUACUAUCUCUCAUGACGAAAAAUGUGUUUGGAUGAUAAGCACACAUGGCAAAAGUAACGGACAAACGGUCUGCUCCUUGAAUCCACAUGCACCGAUACAAGUUCUGGCUGAGCGUCCUGGGAAAUACUUACUCGGCUUAAAAAAUUAUAAUGCCACAGUGAACUUAUCUCACACAAGGGAGAAAAGAUCUUGUAUUGGUGGAAGGCGAAGGAAGCGCUCCUGCGUCGAAGUCAAAGAUCCACAACCCGCCCCACCCCAGAGUGAAAAUGUCCCUGUGAUGCCUGUUUAUGAUUCCACAACAGACCAGAACUACACUCUGAAGGUGACCUUGGGUAGUUGUGUUUACUGGUCAGAAACAAGUGACAUGUGGAUAUCAUCUGGUUGCCGAGUUUUAGCAGAAUCAGAUGGAUUUUUAAACUGUAGCUGUAGCCACUUGACGUCAUUUGGGGGAAGUCUCUUAGUUGAACCGAAUCCCAUUGACUUCGACAAGGUUUUAGUCGAGUUCCAACAGUUAUCAGAAACUGGAAAUAUCGCAGUUAUUGUGGUUAUUGCGGUGAUUCUAUUAUGUUAUGUGACUGUGAUUAUUAUCGUAAGGAAAUUCGACGAGGAAGACGCGAAAAAUAGGGAAUUACCGAUCCAACUUCCAUCAUCUUCAAGCUGCACCUAUGAAUAUAAUAUAGUGAUUACUUCAGGGGCUUGGAAAAACUCAGGCACGACUGCUCAUGUUGCUUUGGAGAUUUACGGUUCUGAUGGAAAGAGUGGCAUUCUUCAGCUUAGCCAAGAAGAACCUGGUGCAGUGAAUACGUUAUUCUCACGAGGUAAUUCAGAUGUUUUUGUACUUUAUGUUAACAAAUCACUUGGUGCGAUUCAAGGAGUGCAGAUUGGACAUGAUAAUUUUGGAGAUAGUCCCUCGUGGUACCUAGAAGAAAUCCUGAUUCGGGACGUACAAUCGAAGCAGUCGUGGAAAUUCAUGGUUAAUAAGUGGUUUGCUCUUGAGCGCGGAGAUGGGUGCAUCGAGCGAGUAAUCGACCAGACCUCAAAUAAUUUAGAUUUUGGCAAUGAAGUUGCAAGACGUUGGCGAAGAGGCCUUGCGGAGUCGCAUAUUUGGAUUUCAGUAGCAGCCAAGCUGAGAAAAAGCCGCUUUACAAGAGUACAGCGGCUGUCUUGCUGCCUCUCAGUGCUUUUGACAUCUAUGUUUGCUAACGCGAUGUUCUACAAGUUAGAGGGCAAAUAUGAACAGCCUAUCCAAGUCGGACCGCUGAAAAUGUCGUGGAGACAAGUGGUAACUGGAAUCGAAAGCGCACUUGUUGUGACACCCAUAAACAUUUUUACAGUGUUUCUGUUUCAGAAAGGAGCUGGAAAGUCUUCCACGAACAAUGACUAUUGUCUUAAAGGUACCCUGAUCUCUGGUAUCGCUUGGUGUUUGUUGUUUUUUUCUUGUACUGUUUCAGCUGCGUUUUCAAUUUUCUACAGUCUAGUUUGGGAAAAGAGUGUCAGUGAACAGUGGCUGUCUUCGAUGCUUAUCUCAUUCGCGCAGGAUGUAACAAUCAAGGAACCAGUAAAGGUGUUCUUCACAGCUUUAACAUUCGCGGCCAUUUUAAAGAUAAAGGCGAAGAGAUCAAAAGUACACGCCUGCGAAAGCCCUCAGCAAAUUAAAUCUGGGUACUUUAAGAAACAUUUUUGGGCACUGCAAUUAUCAGAGGUGGAAGAGAUGAGGAGACGACAAGCUAAGAAACAGAACCUGACACGUUAUUUCACAGAGUUAGGUUUAUACUUGGUCUUCGUUUUCUUGCUUAUGGCAGUAUGCUAUGGAAACAGAAAUGACCAUCGGUACUUGAUGACGAAAUCAAUCCGAGAUGGACUACCAAACUUUGGCAAAGUGACAAACAAUACAAUGUACUGGAGCUGGUUACAGCGUGUUUUCAUCCCAGGAGUGUUUUCCGGUAGAUGGUACAACGGUCAAAGGGAUGAGCAAACAAUUUAUAUUGGUAAUAAACAAUCUCUUCUCGUCGGAAUGGCUCGAGUAAGGCAACUCAGAGUGAAAGCGACGAAAUGUAAAGUCCUAAACUAUUUGUGUUUCAAGGGAUACUCGACAAAGAACGAAGACAAGACCGCCUACAACAAACCAGGCUGGAGGCCUGUGGACAGUACUGUGAGGAAUGACGAGUUACUACAACUUUGCCCGAAGCCAUGGCGAUAUCAACAUGCCGAGGAAACCGACACUAGACCCAGGUGGGGACAGUUCUCCUUUUAUGAUGGAGGAGGAUUUGUAGCAGACCUCGGGUAUGAUAACCUUACGGGGUUCAGCAUACUAACAAAUUUACAAAACAACGGUUGGCUUGACAGGCAAACCAGAGUUGUCCUGGCAGAGUUUUCCACAUAUAAUCCGUCGGUGAAUAUUUUAGGGGUUGCCACAUACUUCUAUGAAGUUGAUGCAUCUGGGCUGAAAGCAGCCUCCAUGCAAACUCAUGUUCUUUCACUUGAUUCUACGGACACGCCCUCACAUCAGUUUUAUUUGAUUUCCUUGCUUCUGUACAUUGUAUUCGUUUUUUUGUAUUUUGGAAGGGAAAUUUUCAGACUUUACAAUCAUCGUUCUCGAUAUUUCAAGUCUAUCUGGAAUUGGGUCGAGGUAUUCCAGAUUCUUUUUUCUCUGAUUGCUGUGGUGAUGUACAUAAUACGACAAAGUAAAGCCAUUUCAACCAUGGGCAAACUGCAUAAAAACAUUUAUGCAAAUCUAAGUUUCCAAGAAGCUAUCACUUGCCAAGAAGUAGAAAAUGUCGUACUGGGUAUUCUCACUUUCAUCGUCACCACCAAGCUAUUGCGAAUCAUUCGCUUCAACAACUAUGUUGCUCUAUUCUCCACAACAUUGAAGAUAUCUGCACGAUCUUUGUCAUCCUUUAGCAUCGUUUUAUUCAUUUUCUUUGUGGCAUUUUUGCACUUCGGUGUCUUGAUGUUUGGCUGUGUAUCUGAGCGCUACUCUUCGGUGCUAAAAGGAGCCUAUUUUCAACUCGAGCUAACUCUUGGUCGAGUGAAAGCUAGACCAAUCAAUGAAUUAGCACAGGCUAAUACCAUAUACGCCAAAAUAUUCGCCUUCUUAAUUCUCUUCACGCUCACUAUUCUCUGUAUGAACAUCUUUAUCGGCAUAAUCAACGAUGCUCUUUUGGACGCUAAGAACCAUGUGGGCGAAAGUGAGCUGUAUGAUCUUAUCGAUGAGAACCGUUGCUCGAGCUCAAAAGAAAGAAAAGAGUUUUUCGAUGCAAUCAGUAACAAGUUGAAACAGUCGAGAACCUCUAAAACGUCAGCAGAAGUGAAGGACAAAGAA